Staurois parvus is the source of this 957-nucleotide messenger RNA. NCBI's taxonomy places the organism in Eukaryota, Metazoa, Chordata, Amphibia, Anura, Ranidae. The record is from the annotation of a GenBank genome assembly.
GUGCAAUCCAUGGCUGACACGGAAGAGGAAAACUUGCAGAGCCAAAUUGAUGAGAUUGAAGCGUUAUCUUCCAUCUAUGGAGAUGAUUGGUGUGUAAUCGAUGAAGCUGCAAGAAUAUUUUGCAUAAAAAUCUCCAACUCACUUGAUAAACCAGAAUGGACGCUUUGCUUGCAGGUAAUUCUACCCCCAGAAUACCCAGCUACCGCACCACCGCUUUAUCAGCUAAAUGCUCCAUGGCUCAGGGGUGAAGAUCGAAUGACAUUAUCAAAUUAUCUUGAAGACAUUUUCCUGCAAAAUCUUGGUGACAGCAUCCUUUAUCAGUGGGUGGAGAAGAUCAGAGAAUUCUUGGUGGAGAAAUCUAAGACUUCUGACUCAGGUCCAACAUUGAAAGUUGCAACAGAAGAAACCGAGGCUGAUGAUGAUGAUGAACUAUUAAAUGACUUGUUUGCUAACGCAGCUGUCAUUGGACAUUUAGAUGCUUUUGAAGACACUGAAAGAGAGGUUCCGGCGAUAGUACAUGGUUUACCAAUAAGUGACAGAAGAAGUACGUUCCAGGCACAUUUAGCUCCAGUGAGAAGCCCUGCUCAGGUGAAACAAGUAUUGAACAAACUUUAUGAAAACAAAAAAAUUGCAAGUGCGACUCACAACAUAUAUUCAUACAGAAUAUACUCCAAAAAGACACACAGCUUUAUUCAAGACUGUGAGGAUGAUGGAGAAACAGCGGCUGGUAAACGUCUUCUACAUCUUAUGCAGAUUUUAGAUGUGAAAGAUGUAAUGGUGGUAGUAUCACGUUGGUACGGAGGCAUUCUUCUCGGACCUGAUCGCUUCAAGCAUAUAAAUAACUGUGCACGAAAUAUACUAGUGGAACAUAACUACUCUUCAUCUGCAGAUGAAUCUUGUAAGCAUGGAAAGAACAAAAGCAAUUCCAAAGAAGGCAAGAAAAGGACGGAACAUUGA